Pestalotiopsis fici W106-1 is the source of this 1029-nucleotide messenger RNA. RefSeq lists its product as uncharacterized. Lineage: Eukaryota; Fungi; Ascomycota; Sordariomycetes; Amphisphaeriales; Sporocadaceae. The coding region runs from base 1 to 1029 and encodes 342 amino acids. The record is from RefSeq and is a predicted model, not a curated record. The transcript has 3 exons.
AUGGCAGUCAAGAUCUUCAUCACCGGCGUCACGGGCUACAUUGGCGGAGACAUUCUGUACGCCCUCAACCAGGCGCAUCCGGACUGGGAAUACUCGGCCCUGAUUCGCUCCGAGGAAAAGGCAAAGCAGGUGCAGGCGAAAUAUCCCAAAGUCAAGCCGGUAAUUGGAGGCCUUGAUGAUUCCGACAUCAUCAAGAAGGCAGCUUCUCAAGCAGACAUUGUUAUCCACACCGCAGAUGCCUCGGACCACGAGGGUGCUGCCCGCGCAAUCGCCGCCGGACUAGCAGAGGGCCACUCGGCAUCCAAGCCGGGCUUCUGGCUGCACACGAGCGGCACGGGCAUCCUGACGUUUGCCGACCAGCUGUCUGGCCGUCUCGGCGAGCCGGACGACAAGGUCUUCAACGACUGGGCCGGCGUCGAGGAGCUCACCAACCUGCCCGACGAGGCCUUCCACCGCGACAUUGACAAGAUCGUGCUCGAGGCGAGCUCGCCCUCGGUGCGCACCGCCGUCGUCUGCCCGCCCACCAUUUACGGCGAGGGCCGCGGACCCGUCUCCGGUCGCAGUCGCCAGGCCUACACGCUGGCCAAGAUGAUCCUGACCCGGGGCGUCACGCCCAUCAUUGGCGGGGGCAAGGCCCGCUGGAACAGCGUCCACGUGCACGACCUUUCAGACGCGUACGUGCUGCUCGCCGAGGCCGCCGCCGCCGGCAACCUGUCCGACGAGCUUUGGAAUGCCCGUGGCUAUUUCCUAGCCGAGAAUGGCGAGUUCAUCUGGGGCGACUACUCGCGGCUCAUGGCCAAAAAGGCGUACGAGCUUGGCUUUCUGAAGGAGGUGCCCCAGGAGCAGCCGCUCAGCAAGGACGAGGCGGUCGAGUUUGGAGGGUUCGAGGCCGUCAGCUGGGGUCUCAACUCGCGUGGCAAGGCCGAGAGGCUCUCCAAGACGUUGGGCUGGAAGCCGCACCGUCCGAGCAUUGAGGAGGAGAUCCCAACGAUUCUGAAGAGCGAGAAGGCUUUGUUGGAAAAGAACUAG